This is a messenger RNA of Penicillium psychrosexuale, 318 nucleotides long. RefSeq lists its product as uncharacterized. The transcript has a single exon. NCBI's taxonomy places the organism in Eukaryota, Fungi, Ascomycota, Eurotiomycetes, Eurotiales, Aspergillaceae. The coding region runs from base 1 to 318 and encodes 105 amino acids. The record is from RefSeq and is a predicted model, not a curated record.
AUGGUUGAAGGUCUCACCCGGUACCAGACCACGCCCCCGAGCGACGCCAUUGUCGUCCCCGACAGACAAUCCAUGAACGAUCUGGUCAAGCUGAAUCCGGAAACAAUUCUUCACGCCGAGAACGGAGGUUAUUAUCUCAAGAACAUGGACGAAGAGGUCGUUGCCAUCGCUGGGGAUGACCUAUGCACAGAGUUCGACGCUGUGUUUGCUAGUAUUGAUGCUGAUGUCGUCGGUGACGGCUCUGGAUCUGGGGAUGAGGGAUCUGGAUCUCUGGGCGGGACAAAUGUUACGAAGAGGAAUGAGGAUCUCGCGUGUUAA